Molecule: messenger RNA, 1129 nt
Organism: Vanessa atalanta (red admiral)
Lineage: Eukaryota; Metazoa; Arthropoda; Insecta; Lepidoptera; Nymphalidae
Exons: 2
Coding region: 35-421 (128 amino acids)
Source: RefSeq, a predicted model, not a curated record
UCUCUAAGCAUCGUCGGCGGCGGUCACUGACGAGAUGUCGGUACCUGGUCCAAAUAAUAAAGCCGAGAGCAUAAGUGUUGAUAUCGUGAACAAAACGAAAGGUGGCGCAUAUGGGUCGUAUUUGGAGUACCCGCAGGGCACACGUGCUCCGCCCCAAACUAAAAGUGACUUUGUGUAUGUGAAUACCGCGUACGUUGGAAGCGUCAACAGUGUCAACUCUAAUAUACAAUAUGAACCACCAACGACUGUUAUAAGAGAGCAAUAUUGGGCGUGCUCAAAAUGGUCGUUCGCUCAGCGUUUGCUCGCGCUGGCUGUGGGCGUCUUGCUCGGCACGGUGAUCAGUCUGAUCGUCCUUAUCAUCCUCAAAAACAACGACGAGGACUUUACUGAUUUCUUCAGACCGAGCCCUGCACCGGAUUAAUGCUACGACUUCACAACUUCGUCUGAAUAUUGGUACUCCGGCCUGUUUUAGUCGUAUCUUAUUUUGUGAGUGUGCUUGGAGGAAAUAAGAAAAAAGUCUAGACUUUUGAUAUAUUUUUAUGUGUAGUGAAAUAUAUCCGAAUAAGGGGGGGUGGGGGAUAAUGUAGAGAUAGCGUAAAAAUGAAUGGCUUAUGUUAUUUUAAGUAUUUGUUUGUGUUAAUUGCAUUUUUGACGAAAAUGAAAUGUUUUUUUUAACGAAUCUUGUAAAGUUUAUGUAGAAAAGAGACUUUUAUAAUAAGAUAAUUAUAAUGACGUCAGAAUAUUUUAGAUGUUGAUAUGCACUGGACACACAAAUCCUACAAGUAGUUUACUCGUAGUUUUAACUCAUACUAAGACCAAUAAUUGCCAAAUUUACUACAAUUUAAUGUACCACAAUGACUAGAUAAGCCACCCUUAAGUAUUAGGUAUAUAUCAAAAAAACAUCGUCGAAGGAAAAAAAAAUCGAAAAUUCUCAUUAUUUUGCUGUCGUUACUUUGUAGAGUACAUUAUUUUGUAUUGAAUUGACACCUUCAAGUGGCAAACCAACACUGUGUUUAGCACAAGAUUAAGAUUCAAUAGGUAUCGCUUAGCAACGGUCUAAUCGUAAAAUAUACGUUUAUGCGCCCAAUUAUAUUAUUAUUAUUAAUUUGGACAACAUCACAUACAUUAC